Geodia barretti is the source of this 10063-nucleotide messenger RNA. NCBI's taxonomy places the organism in Eukaryota, Metazoa, Porifera, Demospongiae, Tetractinellida, Geodiidae. The record is from the annotation of a GenBank genome assembly.
AAAAAACUUCAGGACGAGGAACGAAAAGACAGAGUCCGAUGGCUGUGUACAAGAUCAAGUGGGACGAUGUUUCCAGUAGAUCGGCAGUCCAGGGAAGUCUGGCAAGGGCUCGGAGAGAAGAUUCGCCCAAUUUAUCCAGCGUGGAUACCAUAUGGCCCGUUGUCCGUCUGCACAUGGCGAACGAGGCGACAAACGGAGAGGUUUUCUUGCAGCCACUCAGCUGCAUACGAGAGAUCCUCGAAAGUGCUGUAUUGAAGCACAAGAGAAGAGGGAGCGAAGGCUCUGAAGUAACAGUGGGUAAAGGAGCUCGGAUGGCACUCUACUAUCUAGCCAUUGAAUACAUCCCCAGACUCAUGUCCUAUAUGCCCCACAUCAAGACCAACAAACCCGAGAUGGGCGUUCUUCUCCUGGAUAUUCUGUGCUACCUGCUGGCCGUGGAGAAAGGGAGCCCCUACCCAUUUCUUCUCACCUUCUCUUCCUCCCUCCUCCACCUCUCCUGCCCGGAGUGGCCUCAGGCCUCUCAGGAGAUCCUCUCCAGACUCUGCCAUUUCAUCCUGCCCACAUGUCUCCAGGCCAGCUCUUCCAAUCACUCCUCCUCACUGCCCCCCGGGGGCAUGACGUCCACCCUCAUGCUAGUCCUGGAGACCUGUACCCCCCGCCACCAACUCCUCACGACCGACACACUCAUGUUCCUCAAGAGAGACGUCUGUACCGAUAUUCUCUCUCUCAUCGCCCAUGGAACGCAGACAGCUGUCCACAACGCUCUAAAAUUACUUCUCCAUUACUGGCCACCUUCUUCUGAGAUUUCCCAUAACGUCUCUCCCUAUGGAGAAUGGCAGGCUCUUGAUUGUGAGAAUGUCGGUUGUCGUCGUGGAGACGCCCAGGCAUCUACGUUGUGUCUGAAUGCUCCGUGCGUCGCUCGGCACAAGCGUCGUGGGUCCCCCAAACUCUACCUCCUUCUCUGCCACGAAUGCCACUCUGUCAUCCACAGAUCAGUUGCUGAUUCAGACGACAGUCACCCAACACUACAAAUCCCAAGUCCUCUCCGUGAUGUAAAGCCUAACUGCGAAUUCCAGAAAAAGUGUUUGGGGAAGGAGAGUCAGGUGAACAAGGCGGAGGUGACGUGCUACGACAAGCGCUGCACGGCCAUACAAGGGGGGCAACCCAUCCGCAUGUGUCGAGCCUGUCACUCCAAACAGCACGCAGAUCUCGAGGACCACGGCCAUAUGUAUCAAGUUGGCCCUCCAAAUCCGUGGACGUCCAGCGAUCCUGCGGCCAGCCCUGCCAUGCUGGAGGCCGUGUCUGAACUGUUGCAAUGUUCCCCGUUGCUCCACAAGACGUCCACGUUCCCAGGCACCGUCAGUAAGGCUGCCGCACACACCCUGGUGGAGGGCCUGCAGAAGAUACACGCCCUGCCGUACCAACUAAUGGUGGAGGGAAGCCGCGAGGGGAUCUGGCUACUGUCGCAGUUCUGUACCCCCAGUGGUCCUGUCUCGGUAAAUACACUGAGGCAGAAUGAACUGCAGGAGAAGGAUGUUCAGUACGGUGGGUCAGUGGGAGUGGCUGGUACGCCUCUCGUCCCUUGCUCUGGACUGGCUGAGGAGUUACUACGAUGUCUUGAGACAAGUGGAGGAGGAGAUCCCCUCGUCUCCGCAGACUGACGACUCUGACAACCCCAGUCCAGACGUCACCGAGUAUCUCCAGUAUUUCUCAAACUACAACGACAUAUCUAGACUCGUCGAUCCUCUGCUGACGACCUGGCUCUGUGAGGUGGCCAAGACAAAUGGAGACUGUCUCGUAGCUGCUCUUCAACCGCACCCACUGCCGUGUGCCCAGGUCGGGAAACUCUGGGACAAGGAGUGUGACUCCAUCGUGCGGUACCAGAGCUCUCUACGUUCUCUCAAUCGUCUGUACCAGUAUUUCAAGUCAAGCCACAUUCCUAGAGAUGCCUUUAUGAAUAUCUUCAACAGGGUGAUGCCGGAGUGGCUGGACCUGCUGGUACAGCUGAGGACAGAGACGGGGAAGAUGGCCACCCUGUGCACCCACUACCACAGACUGUUGUCCCACCACUCCACCUCCGCAGAGGCCCUCGAGAUGGCGGAAUUCAUCUGGGACAGAUUCAGGGGCGACGACAGCUCCGGUGGUGGCGAGAUGCAGAGGGCACUGUUCUGGCUUCAAGACUUGACGAGGCUAAAGAUUGGACUGCCGUACAUUCAUCACAUGUUUGAGAGUGGCGUGGAGCACGGGAACCAUCGGAAGACUAGCAGUAUUGGAGGGGGAGGGGGUACGAAGCCAAAAGUGUCCGUUGCUUCGUCUUUCGAUGAGCAGGUGGAAGAGAGGAGACAGUCGAUGGAGAGAGGGAGUAUUGCCAGCGACAGUGAGUCGGCUCUGGUGUCAGAGUCGUAUUUGGAGGAGGCGGACACACUUGCCAUUGCCUCGCUUAACUCUUCUCUCACUAGGUCCAUUCUCAUGCUGGACAUCUGGCUCUCUCAGAUGAAGCUGGGAACGCACGGGUUGGACUACGGUAUGUUGAAGAGGUUACUGCUGCAGAUGCUUCAGAUGCCGUGGGGCUCCAAACACUCUUACACCGAUCACCACGAGACAACAAACUCGUGCCUUCUCUGCAAGGCCACGGCACUCUGGUUCUCUCUCACCGCUCAGCUGCUUGAAGAGAGCGAGAGACAGCUGGAGGAGGAGGAGAGGGAGAGAGGAGGGAGUGGGACGGACGGAGGCCGUCCGAUGCGACUACAGCAGCAGAGAAUCUCGAUGAAAGUGGCGCUGAGAAAACUAAAGCAGCUGACUCACGAAAAGACAACAUUAUCCGACGUUUUCCCGCCUUCUUCCACGACGACGUCGGUGGUGAGCCCCGGCAGCGGGAAAUUCGGAACAUUCCCCCGAAAGAGAGGGGAGAGGGGGGGUUCGGAGGAGCAGGGGAUGAGCCCGGGCGCCGUGAGCAACAGGGGGAAAUCCCCUCGCGGUAGCGGAGACCUGACAGACUUUGACCGGGAUUUCCCGCCGGCCGAAAGUCGAAGCCACGGAAGAACCCGCUGAGGAAGAUGGCCACAGUGCAGAUGGACUCGUCGCAGCAGGCGCCCGCCUUCUCUGGGCUACUGGAGAAGGUGUCAGAGGAGAGGGAGGAGGGAGGAGGAGGAGGAGAGGAAGAGGAUUUGCACCUGGUUUUCCAGCUCUGUAGAGAUCAUCUGAAGCCCAAGCUGCACCCGGAAGCCACUCACAAGGUGGUCCAGUGUGUGAUGGUUCUCCUCCGAAGGUGUCGCGUCCUCCACGACAUGGGAGAAGAGGAUGCAGUUAGGGAGGCUCGCUUCCUCUUCAGGGAGUUAGUAAACCUCCCCUUGUAGCUGCAUUUCUUUCUUUCGUCCUGUUUUCUUUAAUUUCGGUCUCGUCCCCCUUUUUCUUUUUCCUCCCCGCCUUACUUUUUCUCCCUCCUUCCCUCACCUUCUUUUCUUCUUCUCUUUCUUUAUCUUUCUCUCCCUCUCUCUCUCUCUCUCCAUCUUUCUCUCUCUGCAGUGUGUGGAAGUGUCUAAGCAGUCAGUCAUCUUACGUCGCACGAUCUUGCGUUGCUCUCCUUCUUUUCUGCCUCAAGUUCCUCAAUGAACAUGAGUUGUCCAGAGGGCUCGAGAGGUCAACAGGCUGGGUCACAUUCCGGGACGGACUCAAGACCGACAAAUUCAAGACAGUUGAGAAGUUUAGCAUUUUUCUGGAGUUCAUGCUGAGUCCCGAGACCGAACUGGACUGGAACGACGCCAGCACAAGUGUCGUUGGAAUUCAGGUGAUGGUGGGUUACUCGUUCUGUCUGGCGGUGCAGCUGCUCCAGGACAGGACCAGCAGCGUUGCCAGCAGAGCCCACUACUGCCUUAGCAACCUCUCUGUCUCCACUCUCAAGCCACUGCGGAAGUUCCUGAUGCGGCUGUUCCUUGACCACUCCUCCCACCGAACCCUCGUACUCCAUUCCCUUUCCCUCCUCAACACGGCUCUUCCGCGACUGGGGCUGCUGACCCUCGACCUUGCCCAGGGCCUCGUCUCCUGCCUGACUCCACACUCCUCCAUGUCUCCCUCCGCUUCUGACUCCAGAUUUAGCACAACCGACCACGCCAGCAAAAAGGAGUCGGUGGGCAGUGAGCUGAGUGGACAGACACCAAAGACCUCGAUCAGCUCUGGUCUCCCCUCGUCCCCCAUUCCUUCCUUGGCCAGCCCCGAAGAAGAGAGCGAACUUCUGCAGUUGGCUCUGGCUCUCCUGCUAAAGUAUCUGGCCAACCCAGAGUCGAAUGCGGAGGAAAAUCUAAAGAGGACGAAGCAGGAACGAACUCACAGAGAAUCUUCUAUUGAGCCCGAGAUGCGUCCCGCGGUGCUGUCUCAGCUCCCGGCGCUCCACCACGACCCCCCAUUGCUCCGAACAAACCCCGUAUUCCACGUCUUCAUCGACCACAUGUACCCGGUCCUGGAUCAGAACCCUGAAUUCAGUACUGCCAGUGCUCUCAGCUUUAUUCUCAAUCGUCUUGUGACCUGCACGGCCCCCACAGGGGAGGAGGCCUUUUUGCAGUGUCUGGAGCCGGGGGCUAGGGGGCGGGAAGGAACGCGGUGUGAAUUUAGUCUGGGGGUCCUGCCCCCCUCCCUGAGGGAACCGUGGUUGCGAGUGUUUUACGUCAUUCUUUACAAGUAUAUCCAUAACUAUCAGACUGGGCUGAGUGAGCUCCAUCACGACCUCAUCUUCCUCGUCCGCUGUUGCAUGGAGAUCUCUCUCAACACGAUGGAGGCCUCCCCGCACACUUGCCCCCUUCUGCCCCCCGGGGGGCAAGUAGCAGCCCCCCCAAUCAGGAGGCAGAAGCAGGCGGUGGGUUACACUGGACUGAGUGCGUCAUCGUUGUCGCAGCCAACACAUUCUCUGGAGUCUCACACCGUUCCGAGGGCGGAGAAGGGGAGGGCGUCGCUGAGCCCAGUGAGGGAGGAAUCGCCUUCAGCCCUUCACGAGUCCAGCCCAAUUCCUGUAUCUCACAAAGCCCUCCAACCAAUGGCUAGUGUCGAUUCAGUCGAGAGCAUCAGCAGCUUUGGCAGCGUGUUCCUCCGUCCCAGUUCCAUGCUGAAACUACACUCCGGUCUCUGUUCCGUGUGUGGGCGUGUCACUAACGACUUUGCCGAGGAGGUCAUCACAAACUGCGCCAUUGUCGUGGCGACCUGUUGCCAGCGGUUAGCGACGCGGGUCUCGGGGUACCUUGUGUCUCGGAUCAUCCCUGCACUCGCCAAGGUGAUUGAAGCUGGAAGAGAAUCAAGCUCAUGGCAAACAUCGAGUGAUGACCAAGCCCCAGGUUCAGUUACUGCAGUGGCCAGUAACCUCCUCCAGAGUACAGUCACACAGUUCGCAGAUCGUCGUCUCUUCAUCUUCCUCUUCGGACACUCGUACGACGGAGAGGGUGUGGCCAAUAGGAGCGUUGCAAAGAGGGGCGUGGCUGAGAGAGUGUUCAGUGCUCUCAGUGCCUCCCUACCAGCCCCGCCCCCUAUGGGAGAGGGGGAAGGGGAGGGAGGAGAAGAGGAUGCAGAGGGUAUCAAUAUGGCAUCUCCUGUCACCUACUUUUUGCAGGAUGCAGUUAACUCUCACAACUUUCAGCAAGACGUCCUUCCGCGCUCCUUCGUCCAUCUUGCCCUCUACGUUGAGAAGACACCUCUCUCGCUCUCUCACAUGUUCAGAAAGAUUCACCUGCUUGACUCGUUCUGCAAGAAGCUGCGAACCACUUACCUGCUUCGAGACGAGAAAGCAGUCCACGCGUUUCUGAGGUUUAUCAUUCAAGUCCUUGUCUCGGCACCCGACAACCUGCCUCAGUCGCUGCUCCGUAGUCCAGCUGCUCACUCCUUCAUGCAGACCUUUACAGCGUGUCUGGAGGUAAUCCUGUAUCGCGUGCCCUGCCCCGUGGCGGGCCUUUUCAAGCUGGCUCAUCACUGGUACAAGACCUUCCUCGCCUCUCCCAGGGAUGCAAAUCGACUGGCGUGUCUCUAUGUGAGUCAAAUCCGACAGGCCCUCAAGGUCAACCAGACCACUGAGAGUCUUAAUUCUUCUACUUUUGUCAGCCUCAUUCAGGUGCUACUUCUGGAAGAGAGGGGCUACUUGAGCUACGUGGACAGUCUGACGGCCCAGAAAACCUACGCCUCAAGACUGCGGGACGAAUUUGACUUCAGAGAUCUCUUCCUUAACGCUAUUCACGAGCAGCAGUGGGACUUCAUGGACAGCAUGUUGUUCCUCGAUGCCAGCCCCCACCGUCUUCCUGACCAGUAUCUACAGGAGCUGGCACGACAGAAGCUGCUGAUGGCCCAGCUGGUGGCCCUGAGGGUCCAGCAUGGCAGAACCCCAGUCGAUUACUUGAGAAGACUCAUCAAUGAAGACAUCAGAUCCAUCGUCCUACCCAGAGGUCCUCACCAGAGGUCGACGGCUGUACGGUGGCACGACAAUCUCUCUUUACUCCACAUCCUCUCGUGGCUGCUGCUGGGAGCUACCUGCCACAACGCCGUGCAUCAGGUGUACAGUUCAGACCAGUCCUCAGAUGGGGGAGGGGACCAGUGUCAGCUACUGCGCAGUCUCGACGCCAGUCUGGAGGUCACGACAAACGGAGCCAUCAGACUUACCCGUGGAGCUAUACAGAAUAUCAGGAGAACCAGCGAGAACUCGGGGUCGCAAAGCCAGUACCUACUCUUCACAUUUACUACCAUCUGGACCCACUACAUGGAGACAUGGGAACAGGACUGCACCCCGGCCAUCGUCCAGUUCUGGGAGAACUUUGUGUCCAACAUACAUGACUUUCUGACUCAGAGUACCACCGAUGAGAAGCAUGUCAACAAUGUGCUGCACAAUCUGAAUGAUAAAGUGAUUGUUCCUCUCAAGAAAUGUGGUCUCUCUUCAUUCACACUGCUGCUUCCCAUCUGGAGGAAAUUGUCAACACAGCUCCCUGGAAGACACCUGCAAGAGAUAUUUCCAGUUGUUCCUGACAACCUAGCCAAGGUUACCAUGGAUACCUGGUGUAAGGAAAUGGUGGCCGAGCUGGUUACCAUGGAGAGAGAGAGCAGCCCUCACGUCACUACAACUGCUCUCUAACUACUUUUUAGACUUUUCAAUUUCAUUUUUGACGUAUUUAAAGAAAGAAGAUUAAUAAUAAUGAGUGACAGAUCUAGUAGCAUUGUUUCUUUGGUGGCGGCUCUGUCCCAUUAGGCAAUGGGUCAGACUGUUCAAUGUCCAGCUUUCUUUUCUUUGCUUGGGUAUUCACAGCUUCCGGAUUUACCGUAUAUGGGACAGAUUCCGGGUCGACCGCUUUGCGGACGGUUUCAAAAUCGACCAGAUUACGGAAAAUUUCCGGGUUGACCAGAAUUUGAACCGAAUCAGGAUCGACCAGUUUGUGGAUGUUAUCGGGACUGGCCCGAUUAACGACAGCUUCCAGAGGACAGUAGUUGCACGUGGUAGUACUAGGAGCUGAAGAGAAGUGUGAGGGUGGUGGGUGGUGACAGUAGGGAUAUCGGUGAGGGUGGUGAUGAGAGGAAUGGUAACAUUGCGGCAUGUAACAAGUAGAACAGGAGGAAUGGCUGGUACCACCUGUGCAAUAGGUGACGUAAGUUAUGUUGGUAUACGUGUUGCCAGUUGGUGAGGUCACAUGAGGAUCACGUGGUCCAUCACAUGAUCUCUCAUCAGUUUUAGGUGAUGCACACUUGUUUAAAUCUUGCAAAUUUCUUCCAUUCCCUCCACGGUCGGUGCCCUGCGGAUGGUUUUCGCUAAUUACAGGGAAGUUCUCGUCAAACCGGCUUGGUGAGAGGGGCAGAGGGGGAGGGAGGAGUUCGGGGGACCCGGGGCCAGUGCCCACCAGGGGGAAAUUGGGGGAACCAAUGUAUUCGAGAUUGUCCGAAUCGGAGUUUGGGUCGCGUUGUUGAAGGCAUUCUCCCGGGCCACUGAGGUACUCACUCGCAGAAUCAUAACCACUCACAAAUCCACCGCUGUCAAAGUCGCUGCCUUCAUCGGUCCUCGGGGUGUCCUGAUUGGCAAUCGGGACAGGUAGCAUUUUGUCCUCUUCGGCAAUUGGGUCCCGUUUUGCAGUUGGGACGGGUAGCGUUUUGUCUAGUUCAGCAACAGGGUCAGAAAGCGUCUUGCCCAUUUCAGUAAUCGGGGCAGCGAGCCUCUUGCCCAGUUCAGCGAUUGGGGCAGAGAGUCUCUUGCCCAGUUCGAUGAUGGCUUCGUCCGUGAACCCUGCAGAGUGCCGGCGGAGAUGUUUGGGUGCACGGGGUGUGGAGUAAGCAACACGGGGUAACUCCAGUCGGGGUGGUGGGGUACUCCACCCCACUUCCUCCGGCUCAGACUGUACCUGUGAGGGGUCACACUCCGACGGAUACUCCGUCUCGUACAAAGUCUCCGAGACAUCACCGCCAUCAAGAUAAACCCACCCACAACCUUUCUUCCACUGUUUCCUCCUCCUCCUCCUCCUCCUCCUCGGUCGUAUUGGUCUGCGAGUUCCCUCACUGUCACUGGUUUCACUUUCAGCAUCGGAAGACGAAUAGUCUGCUCGCACUACCUUCUUCAACUGACUCUUUUUUCUCAGUUUCUCCUCCUCUUCGUCCCAGCAUAUCUCUUUCUUCACCUUCAGACACAAUUCAAACAGAGAAAUACAUACACCCACACACACACACACACACUCACCUUGACGACUUUCUGGUGAAGGAGGGCAGUUAGUUCCUGGUCUUCUUCUGAAUCCGAGGACAACGCAGGGCUUGGCAGGAGACAUGGUGGCAGCUGCUUUCCUGCAUACAGAGAGAGAGAGAGCCGCCACUGAAGACAGUUCACUUAGGUUGAGGCCUUGCCUUCAUGUGUACAUACUUUGUUGUCUGUUUAUCUCUUCUUCGUCCUCGGCAAAACCUUCCAAAUCGCUCAGAAUCUCUCCUGCCGACUCGUCGCUGUCGAACUCUCGGUCGUACUGAUGUAGAGCGAGAAAUAUAACACGCAGGGCGAGAGGGUACGUAGGUAGAACGUCACCUUGAGGUAUAUGCGCUUGAACACGUUGGUGUACCUCCUACCGUUGCGCAGGAUGCCUCUCUCGAAGUUUUCGUUGCCGCUUUCCCUCUCCGAGGAACCCUCCGUCUCCUCCUCGACCGUUGACAUGGCCACCGCUUGGCGCCAAAUCCACCUCUCACCACACGGGUCCAAAGGCCAAAGUACACAAGAGUUCAGCUUGUCUCUCAACCAAACAUGAGUGGGGGACUGGCUCCGAGUAAGAGCACCGUAUACGCCAGUAAUCUUCCGUAUGAGUUGACCAACAACGACCUACACCAAAUAUUCGACAAGUAUGGAAAGGUGGCAAAGGUUACCAUAGUGAGAGACAAAGAAACGCGGGAGAGCAAGGGAGUGGCGUUCGUUCUCUACAUUGAGCGGACGGCGGCUCACAAGGCCAUUUCGGCUCUCAACAUGAAGGAGCUGUUUGGACGCACCAUCAAAGUCAGCAUCGCCAAGGAGAACGGGCGGACAGCCGAAUUCAUUCGUCGAAAAACAUACAGAGACAAGACAAGGCAAGGAAGACCGUGUUACGAAUGUGGGGAGUUUGGACAUCUGAGUUUUCACUGCCCCAAGAACAUGCUGGGCGACCGAGCGCAACCCGAAAAGAAGAAGAGGAAGAGGAAGAAGAGUGAGGUGGACGGGGAGCCGUCUGGUUCCGGUGCCACCGCAAUGGAACCGGAAUCAGACGGCGAGGAAGAAGAUGAUUGGUCGCUGGGACAAGCCAUCAGGCACUGUCAGUACAUGAGAGAGAGGGAGGAGUCUCAGUCUCAUUCCGGGUCUGCCGAGUCCCAUUCCGGUGGGAGACAGCGGAAGCAACUGAAACCAGACUCAUACUUCAGUGACGAGGACGCCAGUGAUUAGUGGGCGGGGGGGCCUCCACAGCCAUCUAAACAACACUGACCAGCUCGCUGAUGAUGGAGAGAGAGAGAGAGAGAAACAUUGAACAUGUUGUAUAUAUAAUAUAGAGGCAAACUAUAUGAACACCCCCCUGUGUUUGUGUUUCUAUUUUGUAUUUGGAGAAACAGAAUUUUU